CCCUAAGGCUACCGGGUCCACCGCCCCCGAAAGCCUCGCCUCCUGCCGCAUAAAAAACAGCACCGAUCGAGCGAGCAAGCCGCCUCACCACCACACCAGAUUUGUUUCGUCCGGGUGAACGCAUCCACCUCCCUCCCCUCCCUCCCCUCGCCGUCCACCAUUCACCGUCGUCCCCGAUCUCCUUCGCUAGCUGCUGCUCCAGUCCCGCGACCGACCUCCUCCUUCGUGCAGCGCUGCACCAGCUAACUAGUCGCACGCGGCGGCUGCCUUCCCUUCGUCCUCGGCCGUCCGGAUCUGAACGAACUGGUCUCUCAAUAACAAGGAAACACCUUAGGGAAUGCAGAAAGAUGUGCUUGCAUGUUAAAGAGUCACCUUGUGAGGGACUUGGCAGGGUAGCCACCCGUACCUCUUCUUUGCCGCCUCUUGAUGACAUUGGGGCCCAAGAACACACGCAGCUCUUGCUCCUUGUGCUUCUGCACAAUGGGGUUCGACGUGGCAGCUCAACCAUCUUCUUAGAGCACCACCUCGGAGGAGACGGUUGAAGUCUUCAAAAACAAUUUGCAGGCUUCUCGUGAGUCCGUUGGUUUCAAGUCUUGGAUCAGUCCGGCCUUUUGUGUACUAGCAGUAUACAUUCGGUGUGAUGGCGGAACAGAAAGGAAAUGUUUUGAUGCAGAAGUAUGAGAUGGGAAAAAUGCUUGGACAAGGAACCUUUGCCAAAGUCUACCGUGCCCGUAACACAAAGACCUCUGAAAGUGUCGCGAUCAAGGUGAUCGACAAAGAGAAGGUUAUGAAGGUUGGCCUCAUCGAUCAGAUCAAGAGGGAAAUCUCUGUCAUGAAGCUUGUGAGACAUCCCAACAUUGUGCAGCUAUAUGAGGUUAUGGCUACCAAAACCAAGAUAUACUUUGUGUUGGAGCAUGUGAGAGGCGGAGAGCUGUUCAAUAAAGUUCAGCGAGGACGUCUCAAGGAGGAUGCUGCUCGCAAGUACUUCCAACAACUGAUCUGCGCUGUGGACUUUUGCCAUAGCAGGGGUGUCUAUCAUCGAGAUUUGAAGCCGGAGAACCUUCUGCUUGAUGAGAAUAGCAAUCUCAAGGUGUCAGAUUUCGGUCUAAGUGCACUUGCUGAAUGCAAAAGACAAGACGGCCUGUUGCACACAACCUGUGGCACACCUGCUUAUGUCGCACCAGAAGUUAUCAAUAGAAAAGGUUAUGACGGUGCAAAGGCUGACAUCUGGUCUUGUGGGGUCAUCCUCUUUGUGCUACUUGCUGGGUAUCUCCCGUUCCAUGAUAAAAACUUGAUGGAUAUGUAUAAGAAGAUUGGGAAAGCAGAGUUCAAAUGUCCAAGUUGGUUCUCUACCGAUGUCCGAAGGCUUUUGCAAAGAAUUCUUGAUCCUAACCCCAGUACGAGGAUCUCAAUGGAAAAAAUCAUGGAGAAUCCAUGGUUUAGGAAGGGACUAAAUGCAAAACUACUCAGGUAUAACUUACAAACAAAGGAUGCCCCUCCUUUGGACAUGAAUGCAGAUUUUGAUUCUGUGAGUACCAUCGCAAAUACGGAGAGCAAGCAACAAGAAGCAAAGAAGCCCAUCAACAUGAAUGCAUUUGAUAUAAUAUCUCUAUCAACUGGUUUGGACCUGUCGGGUAUGUUUGAAGAAUCUGACAAAAAGAGAGAGUCUAAAUUCACGUCCACCAACACAAGCUCGACGAUCAUAUCAAAGAUUGAGGAUGUUGCAAAGAGUUUGCGGUUGAAGCUCACAAAGAAGGAUGGUGGUUUGUUGAAGAUGGAAGGUUCCAAGCCUGGAAGGAAAGGGGUGAUGGGCAUUGAUGCUGAAAUAUUUGAGGUUAGCCCGAACUUUCACCUUGUGGAGAUAAAAAAGGCAAACGGUGAUACUCUAGAGUACCAGAAGGUUUUGAACCAAGAGAUGCGGCCAGCACUAAAGGACAUAGUAUGGGCUUGGCAAGGUGAGCAGCCGAAGCAGCAACAGCAGCCGUGCUGUUAAAUAUUGUGACAAGUGCAAAACGUUGAUCGAGGCAGUUUCCAACAUUCAUGUAGUUUUUGUUUUUACCCUUUCGUCAUUUAUUUUUGUUCCCCUUGUAUUACCAAUAUAAGCUUCUGUAUUUCAAAGCUAAACAAUUGUCGUUCUCAUUUCGUCUAUUGGGAUUCAAAAACUGAAAUGAUGGUUUCACUUUUGACGCAAA
Setaria italica (foxtail millet) is the source of this 2192-nucleotide messenger RNA. Its product is annotated as CBL-interacting protein kinase 2. The record is from RefSeq and is a predicted model, not a curated record. Gene Ontology annotation, biological process: protein phosphorylation; signal transduction. NCBI's taxonomy places the organism in Eukaryota, Viridiplantae, Streptophyta, Magnoliopsida, Poales, Poaceae. Gene Ontology annotation, molecular function: protein kinase activity; ATP binding. Bases 641 to 1993 code for a protein of 450 amino acids. The transcript is spliced from 2 exons.